Molecule: messenger RNA, 1314 nt
Organism: Vigna umbellata (rice bean)
Lineage: Eukaryota; Viridiplantae; Streptophyta; Magnoliopsida; Fabales; Fabaceae
Product: GDSL esterase/lipase At1g29670-like
Molecular function (GO): hydrolase activity, acting on ester bonds
Source: RefSeq, a predicted model, not a curated record
AAGUCUUGAUAACCACACCAGCCAACUACAACUUCUUUAGUAUUGUCCUGGUUUCCUGGGGCACAGCCUAACCUCUAUUGCUUGAGCAAUUCCUCUGCUUAGAUAUGGCUUGUGAAACCAACACAUGGUUGGUUGUGUUUUUUCUUUUCUUGGCUGCAAACUGCAUGCAACACUGUGCCCUUGGGGUGUCCCAAGUGCCUUGUCUUUUUAUCUUCGGGGACUCCAUGUCUGACAGUGGAAACAACAACCAACUUCCAACCACUACAAAAUCUAAUUACAAACCUUAUGGGGUGGACUUUCCAUUAGGACCAACUGGAAGAUUUACCAAUGGCCGAACAGAAAUUGACAUAAUCAGUCAGUUUCUGGAAUUUGAGAAUUUCAUACCACCCUUUGCAAACACUAGCGGAUCAGACAUACUCAAAGGUGUGAACUAUGCAUCGGGUGGAGCUGGAAUACGCAGCGAAACCGGCUCGCAUACGGGUGGUUCUAUCAGCUUGCGAUCACAGCUAGCAAAUCACAGUGUCAUAGUUUCUGAAAUUGCUACCAGACUCGGAAGUCCUGACUUGGCUCAAGAAUACCUUGAAAAAUGCUUGUAUUAUGUGAACAUAGGUAGCAAUGAUUACAUGGCGAAUUACUUCCUUCCCCAGUUCUACCCAACAAGCAGCAUGUAUACUGUUGAGCAGUAUACAGAAGUUCUGAUCGAAGAGUUAUCUCAGCAUUUUCAGGCUUUACAUGAACUUGGAGCGAGAAAGUAUGCGUCGGCAGGGUUGGGCCUUAUAGGAUGCACUCUUGGUAUCGUGGCUUCUUAUGGGACAAAUGAAUCUUGUGUUGAAGAGCAGAACACUGCUGCAUACCAGUUUAAUAACAAGCUUAAAGCUCUCGUGGAUAAAUUCAAUUACGGAUUCUCUGCCGAUUCCAAGUUCAUCUUUCUGGAUACUCAAGCAUUGGCCAUUUACCUUCGUGAUAAAAAUGGUUUUGAGUUUCCAGAAUCUCCUUGCUGCGAACCAGGGUUAACAGGGGAGUGCAUUCCUGAUGGAAAGCCGUGCUAUAAUCGGAAUGAUUAUGUGUUUUGGGAUGCAUUCCACACCACUGAAAAAUGGAACCUACUCAAUGCAUUAACAAAUUAUAAUUCUACCUCUACUUCAGACUUCACUUAUCCAAUGGAUAUCAAGCACCUUGUUCACUAUGAAAUUAAAAUGGAAUUGGAUCUCACUGAUGACUCCACUUCACAACUUAGUGCCACUGAAUAAGCUCUCGUUAUCAUGUACUACUGAAUAAAAUGGCUGUCAUGAAUGCAGCAUAGUUCUUCUUGUU